Cutaneotrichosporon cavernicola is the source of this 2859-nucleotide messenger RNA. RefSeq lists its product as uncharacterized. Gene Ontology annotation, biological process: autophagosome assembly; peptidyl-serine phosphorylation; piecemeal microautophagy of the nucleus. Gene Ontology annotation, molecular function: ATP binding; protein serine/threonine kinase activity. Gene Ontology annotation, cellular component: cytosol; autophagosome; phagophore assembly site membrane. The transcript is spliced from 8 exons. NCBI's taxonomy places the organism in Eukaryota, Fungi, Basidiomycota, Tremellomycetes, Trichosporonales, Trichosporonaceae. Bases 1 to 2859 code for a protein of 952 amino acids. The record is from RefSeq and is a predicted model, not a curated record.
AUGUCCGAGGGCGAAGCAGCCCGUAAGAAGGAAGGUGAUGGCCAUCGUCACCGCGAACAUCGCGAACGCAUAGGCAACUAUGUCGUCGGCCAAGAAAUAGGAAGGGGCAGCUUUGCGACUGUAUACCUGGGACACCGUUCGAAAUCCAAGAUCCCGGUCGCAAUCAAGGCCGUAUCGCGCCAGAAGCUCACCAGCAAGCUCCUAGAUAACCUCGAGAGUGAGAUCAACAUUCUCAAGGCCAUCAACCACCGCAACAUUGUGGCCCUCACAGACUGCUUCAAAAAUGACACACACAUCUAUCUCGUCAUGGAGUAUUGCUCGGGCAAUGACCUCUCAAUCUACCUCCGUCAGAGAGGACGGAUCGAGACUCUUGAUUUUGUUCCACGCAUCUACGAGUCCAACAUGGUCGCGUCACGUGGAGGCAAGGUCUUUUGGCCUCACCCUCCCUCGGGCGGCCUCGACGAGCGAGUCACACGAUGCUUCCUUGGGCAGUUGGCUGAGGCAGUGCGCUUCCUCCGCUCUCAGGACCUGAUCCACCGUGAUAUCAAACCACAGAAUCUGCUUCUUCAGCCAGCGACACCUAACGAAGUGGCCGAGGGACACCCACUCGGGAUUCCAAUCCUCAAAGUCGCCGACUUUGGCUUCGCUCGUGUGCUGCCUACAGCGACCAUGGCAGAGACCCUCUGUGGAUCGCCACUCUACAUGGCGCCAGAAAUAUUGCGGUACGAAAAGUACGACGCCAAAGCAGAUCUGUGGUCUGUUGGUGCUGUACUCUACGAGAUGGCAGUUGGACGCUCGCCAUUCCGCGCUCCAAACCACGUCGAGCUUCUGCGUCGGAUCGAGAAGGGCAAUGACAGGAUCAAGUUCCCAGACGAGUCUUCAAGGGCCAACCAGCCUCUCCCAGACGGCAGUCUCCCACCUCCCAUUAUCCCCGUCUCGCUCGACAUCAAGGCACUCAUCCGGGGUCUGCUGAAACAGCGGCCGGGCGAGCGGAUGGGCUUUGAGGAGUUCUUCAACAGCGGCGUCUGGGACGGAUUCAUGACCGAGUCCAUUGGGGACGUGUCGACGUCUAUGGACGUCUCCACUGACAGCUCUGCUGUCGAUGUCGAUUUGGGCAUGAGCGACACGCGCGAUCCCAAGAGCAGCACCGGCUCGUUUGGUACCGCUCCACUCGCUUCCCCUACCCCGACCAGUCCGAACCCUGUUAUCAAGCGUAACGUCUCUGGGGAUCUUUCAUCACGCCCAUCCACCUCAGCACCAACGCCCACUCCGAGGUCAGAGCCGAAGUACUACGUCGGCGAUGAACCCGCAGAACCAGUGCGCGAUGCGCUGCCGCCGUCACCAGUAAGCCCAAUGUAUAUGGGCACGCCUUCUCGCACAACACCGAGAGCGAUCGGCAACCAGGCCGCCCAGCAGAGCCGCGUCUACUCCACGAAGGUUCCCACUAGCAUUAGUGCGGACGACCCAUCGGUUGUCACGCCACCGACCGGACCGAUCGCGCCACGUCCCUUCAUCGGAGGUUCGCCUCUGGCUGCCACACCGCCAAUCACCAUGACUGGCAAGGACGAUAGCGCUCUUGGAGCGAGCGACUCUGUUGGCCGCGAGUAUGUUGUCGUGGAGAAGCGCACGGUCGAGAUCAAUGAGUUAGCAGACGAGCUGGAGCAGCGGACACGUCGACCUUCCAGCGGGGCACUAGUCCGCGUGCCUGGCGCGCGGCCGAUUGCUCAGCUCAGUACGAUCAACUCUACUCCAGCGCCACAGGCUGUCAUAGAGUCGACAUCGUACUCGCCGCCUUUCGCCAUGGGUUCUACCCCACCUUUCGCGGUGGCACCUACAGUCAGGCCUACGCCAAUCCGUACCCGGCAACCAUCACUUCCUUCCACGCCCACAGUGUUCCCUCCUCCUGGCUCUUACGCGAUGUCCGCCGAGAGGUCGUCGCCGGGAUCACUUCCCAGCAACAACGCCCUCGCACGUGUGUUAACCAACACCGCGGCUCGGUUACUCAACUCGACCUCUCACACCGCCGCCAACGUCGUAGCACGUGCAACUGGCUCGUCGGCGAAGAGAUGGCCGCAGGUUGAGCGGUCAGGGGAGAUUGAUCCGGACGAGAGCGAACUGCUCGACUUUCUUGAGGACGCCGCGCACAAGGCGUUUGUGCUCUACGAGCUGGGUGAUCAUCGACUGAUCCAGUGGACGCAGACGUCGCGUCCCCCACCCCCGCAGGCGUCGCCGUCGAGCACAGCGACGAUAACCCCUCACACCCCGCCGUCACCCAACGUGCCGCCAUUCGCCGUGCCGGCUGUUGGCAUGUCGCGGCGCACGUCGUCUACGUCGUCGACGAGCAGUGACUUACUUGUUCUUCGACAGGCGCAGGAAGCCGCUGGUGACGCGUGCGCUGUCUACUUCAAGUCGCUUGCCUUUGUCUGUGCUGGCCACGAGCGGUUCAAGCGAUUCUGGGAUGCGCGCAAGCACCGCAACAUGAAGUACCAGACUAGCGAUGAGCUCAACGAACUCGUGCAGUGGUUCCGUGCGCGGUUCAACGAGGUCUACGAGAAGGCCGAGUGGGCGAAGGCCCGCUCUGCUGAGCAACUUCCCUACGUCGACAGACUCGUGCACGACCGUGCCCGCGAUAUCUCGCGCCAGUCCGCACAGGCCGAGCUCCAUGGUGAUCUUCCGAACGCCGAGGAAGGCUACGAGACGGCCAUGUGGCUGCUGAGCACGCUGCUCGACGACGUCAUGCACGACGGCGUCAAGCUGCGCGAAGAAGACCGGACUGGCUACGAACGUUUGAUCAACUCGAUCCGCGAGCGCCUGGACGGCGUGCGGCGCAAGAUUGACGAUACCGCACGCGCUUCUUGA